Molecule: messenger RNA, 1506 nt
Organism: Vespa crabro (European hornet)
Lineage: Eukaryota; Metazoa; Arthropoda; Insecta; Hymenoptera; Vespidae
Gene: Bub3
Product: mitotic checkpoint protein BUB3
Exons: 4
Coding region: 233-1213 (326 amino acids)
Biological process (GO): mitotic spindle assembly checkpoint signaling
Cellular component (GO): mitotic checkpoint complex; kinetochore; bub1-bub3 complex
Molecular function (GO): ubiquitin binding
Source: RefSeq, a predicted model, not a curated record
AGUGUACGUAUUGCCAACAGUUGAAACAAAAAAACUGAUCACUUUUUUUCCAACUUGAAUUUAAUUCUUGAUUUUGUUUGUGAUUUUGUUUACAGAUAAUUGUAGAUCUGCGUUCGCAUUAAGUUGUGAAUUAAUAGACAAUUAUUUUACAUUAUCAACAAUUUUGUAUGUUACAAUAUCGUUUCACUCUAUAACAGUUACAUAGUGAACGAAUAUAACCUCUUUCAAAGAGAUGGAAUCACGAACAGAAUUUAAAAUAAAAUCGCCUCCGACCGAUGCGAUUUCUGCCGUUGAAUUUGGUCCGAAUUCUACGCAAUUUUUACUUGUCUCAUCAUGGGAUAGUACAGUUAGAUUAUAUGAUAUUCAUGCAAAUAGUAUGAGGUUAAAAUAUAAUCACGACUUGCCGGUUUUGGAUGUAGCAUUUCAGGAUGCGGUACAUGCUUAUAGUGGUGGCUUAGGAAACACAUUGAAGAUGUAUGACAUCAAUAGUAAUACUGAAUCGGUCAUGGGAACACACGACAAACCGAUCAGAAAAAUAGAAUAUUGUGGUGCGGUAAAUGCUAUAUUAACCGGUGGUUGGGAUGCGGCUGUAAAGCUUUGGGAUCCAAGAACUCCCACUUGUGUGGGUAGUUAUCUACAACCAGAUGUAGUUUUGGCAUUGUCAGUUUGUGGAGAUAAAUUUGUAGUAGGCACAGCCAAACGAAAAGUUUGUAUCUGGGAUUUAAGAAAUAUGGCUGGAAUGUUUCAAAGACGCGAGAGUAGUUUAAAAUAUCAAACACGAUGUAUUAAAGGUUUUCCCAAUGAACAGGGCUAUGUUCUAAGUAGUAUAGAAGGUAGAGUGGCAGUAGAAUAUCUAGAUACGACACCAGAAGCACAGAAGAAAAAAUACGCUUUUAAGUGCCAUCGAAUAAAGGAGAAUAACGUAGAACAUAUUUAUCCAGUAAAUGCUAUAAGUUUUCAUUCCACUUAUAAUACUUUUGCUACCGGUGGAUCGGAUGGAUUUGUGAAUAUAUGGGAUGGUUUUAACAAAAAACGUUUAUGUCAAUUUCAUAGAUAUAACGCUGGCGUUGCUGCUCUUAGUUUUAGCCAUGAUGGUUCUGUUCUUGCUAUAGGCGUGUCUUAUUUAAAUGAAUCUCAAAUACCACCUGGUGGUACAGAUGAAAUAGAAAUUUAUAUAAGAUACGUAAACGAUCAAGAAACUAAACCUAAGUAACAUUAUAUCUUUUUAAUAGGAUCAUUUGUAAUUAUAAUGUUAUUUAAAUCGCGCGCUACAGAUCAGAUAAAAACAUCAUUAAAAUCCAUUAACGGGCAUUCUUUCUUUUUUUAUGCAUCAUGUAAAUAUAAAGGAUCAUCAGGAUUUUACACUUUUAUAUUUCGGAAGACUUCGAUAUUGUUAACUGUAAUUAUUCUAUAUGUAUACAUUACAACGAUUCUUACAAAACUGGAUCAUUUCUUUGAAAUUAUUAGAUUAAUCGAAUUAUUUGAAUAAACUAUCGUUUUUCUAAA